GCGCAGAUUGCCUGGCUUGACGAUGGUCGUUCUUCUUGCUUAUUGCUCAGCCUCAAUACUUUAGGCAGUGACGGACUUGUUCCUUAUACUCUUUGGCUUCCUCCAACUCGCUGUCUUGUCUUCACCGACAUAUACUCUCGUUGCGUCCUUCGUUCAUCAGAGUCCAGCACUCAUUCGGCCUGCACUGCUUUGUCAUAACAUAGAUACCCAUUUGUACAGUACUUAAGACAUUGGAAGAUCAAGCAUACCUAGGUACCAUGAAAGUAUCAGCCUGAACAACAAGAAAGGAGGAAAAGAGGAGGAACCAAGCCAUCACCCUCGGGAGCCACCACAACCAUGCGCCUACCACUCUCUCUAUCCCUCAGCAUCCUCUGCCUCCACACCCUCCCCGUCCUCUCGCAAGUAACCUCGACCGUCGAGGUCAUAGCCACAACCAUCACAAAUUACUACACCAUGGCAGCACCCACGCAACCUCUGUCUGCCCAGUACACAAACAAUAUGGACUUCCGCACCUCCAUCCUCAACUCGACAAACUUCUACCGCUACGAACACUCUGCAUCCUACAUCUACUGGAACGACACACUUGCCCAGUAUGCGCUCGACUACUCAAAGAAUUGCGUCUGGGAACAUUCGCACGGUGCUUAUGGCGAGAACCUGGCCCGCGGAUAUACCAACGUGAUCGAGGCGGUCGACGCAUGGGGCAACGAGCGCGCAGAAUACAAUUUCAACACCAGCGAUCCAACGGGUUUCACCGAAGAGACGGGCCAUUUCACCCAGCUUGUGUGGAAGAGCACGCAGGCCACGGGGUGCGGGUGGACGAAUUGUGACGGCAAGAACGGGCUGGACGGCAUAUUUCUGGUCUGUGAAUACUGGCCGGCGGGCAAUAUCGUGGGCCAGGACAAUUUCUAUUUCAAGCAGAACGUCGCAAGGGAGAGGAGCGCGGGAGAUUCUGGAUUCAACGAGGAAGCCGCCACGCAAGGAGCCACUGGCGGUGUCCCGAGUUCGACCAGUGCGAAUCCGAGUGCCAGUGCGACGAACGCCGGUGGAGAAUCGCUGGGCAGCCCCAACGUCGAAGUCGGCGUGAGUAGGGUGUUCGCUACAGUGUGUGUUACGAUUGCUGCUGUCUUGUUUGGUUGGGGGAUGUCAUGAGCACCAAUCUUGCGACGAAGAAUGAUUUGUUUGAACUUGCGCAUAUUCUGAGCGUUGAGCAUAUAUUGGAAUUUACGAUGAGAUCUGCUUGUUUGCAGGAGGUAGAGGUGCACCCCCUCUAGGAUACCCAGAUGAGGAAACAUACACAAGAAGAGAAUCAGAUAAAGCGAAGGACAUGUGCUCGCGAAUUGCAGCCUGUACUCGUACAGCGUGGUACCGAUGUACAUCUUACAUCUUGCGCAGAUUAUGAUGAUAUAAAUCCCAAGAAACCAGUGAAGGAUGAUACUACACAUACGAAAGAACUGAAC
Messenger RNA from Exophiala xenobiotica, 1457 nucleotides. RefSeq lists its product as uncharacterized. The transcript has a single exon. Lineage: Eukaryota; Fungi; Ascomycota; Eurotiomycetes; Chaetothyriales; Herpotrichiellaceae. Gene Ontology annotation, cellular component: extracellular region. Bases 337 to 1149 code for a protein of 270 amino acids. The record is from RefSeq and is a predicted model, not a curated record.